GAUUGCUAUUCUUAUCAACUGUAAUUAACUCGGCACCAUGACUACUGUGGAAAAGAUCAAGGCUAUUGAAGAUGAAAUGGCUAAGACCCAAAAGAACAAGGCUACGUCCUUCCAUUUGGGUCAACUUAAAGCCAAGUUAGCCAAGUUGAGAAGAGAAUUGUUAACUGACAGUUCCUCCGGUGGAGGAGGUGGUGGUAUUGGGUUCGAUGUCGCCAGAACUGGGGUGGCCACUAUUGGGUUCGUCGGGUUCCCCUCGGUUGGUAAAUCAACCUUGUUAUCUAAAUUAACUGGAACCCAUUCUGAAGCAGCUGCUUAUGAAUUUACAACCUUGACCACUGUUCCUGGUACUAUCAAGUAUAAGGGGGCCAAGAUUCAAAUGUUGGAUUUACCGGGGAUUAUUGAAGGUGCCAAGGACGGUAAAGGUAGAGGUAAGCAAGUUAUUGCCGUUGCUAGAUCCGUCAACUUGUUGUUCUUGGUGUUGGAUGUCAACAAGCCCUUGCAACACAAGAGAAUUAUUGAAUAUGAAUUGGAAGGAAUGGGAAUAAGGAUAAACAAACAACCACCAAACAUUGUCAUUACCAAGAAGGAAAGAGGUGGUAUAAAUAUAACCAACACAGUUCCAUUAACUCAUUUGGACAAUGACGAAAUCAGAGCUGUCAUGUCCGAAUAUAGAAUUAACUCGGCCAACAUUGCAUUCAGAUGCGACGCCACCGUUGAUGAUUUGAUUGACGCUAUAGAAGAAAAGGCAAGAAGAUACAUACCUGCCAUUUACGUGUUGAACAAGAUCGAUUCAUUCUCCAUCGAAGAAUUGAACCUUUUAACCAAAAUUCCUGAUGCUAUCCCAAUUUCUUCCGGUAAUGGUUGGAACUUGGAUGAUUUGUUGGAAUUAAUGUGGGAAAAGCUUAACUUGGUGAGAGUCUACACUAAGCCAAAGGGUAAAUUACCUGAUUUCAGCGAGCCAGUGGUUUUAAGAAACGAUAGAUGUACAGUUGAAGAUUUCUGUAAUUCCAUCCACAAGUCCUUGGUGGAAGAUUUUAGAAAUGCAUUGGUUUUUGGUACUUCAGUAAAGCAUCAACCUCAAAUUGUCGGUCUUGGACAUGUUUUAGAAGACGAAGACGUUAUCACUAUUUUGAAAAAGUAGAAAACUUGUAACAUACCUAAUAAACAAUUACUUUGUUCACUAUAUUCGAUGGCAAUUAUCUGGUUUCAUGUCAACUUGAAAUAAUUUGUAAUUUGUAAUUUAUAAUUUGUAUAGUCUGUACCAAUUAAUAUUUUCAGAUCAUAUAGUAAUCUUUAUACUUGCUAGUAUUUAGU
This is a messenger RNA of Spathaspora passalidarum NRRL Y-27907, 1314 nucleotides long. RefSeq names its product GTP-binding protein (gene DRG1). Gene Ontology annotation, molecular function: GTP binding; GTPase activity. Gene Ontology annotation, cellular component: cytoplasm. The record is from RefSeq and is a predicted model, not a curated record. Gene Ontology annotation, biological process: cytoplasmic translation. Lineage: Eukaryota; Fungi; Ascomycota; Pichiomycetes; Serinales; Debaryomycetaceae. The transcript has a single exon. Bases 38 to 1141 code for a protein of 367 amino acids.